Hydatigera taeniaeformis is the source of this 870-nucleotide messenger RNA. NCBI's taxonomy places the organism in Eukaryota, Metazoa, Platyhelminthes, Cestoda, Cyclophyllidea, Taeniidae. The record is from the annotation of a GenBank genome assembly.
AUGCCUUCGAAUCUUCGAAACCCAGAUUGUAGGGACUCAAGUCCCUCCCUCAUAGUUACAACGCCACCGCUGCAGGCGUCACCAUCACCAUCUCCUCUCAAUAUUAAUCUAUCUGUGCCACCACCUGCACUUCCUGUUACAAUGACGACAGUCUCUGGGCUUCGUCGCAGUCAAGCCAUCCUGAAGCGUCCUACAAGCGGUAGUGGUGGCGGAAGCAACGCUGCCGAUCUCUCGUGUGCACACAUUGAUCCUUGUGUGGAUUUGGUACUCUCUCGCUUUCUUCGUAGUCUGCGCUCAUCGGAGGCGCAGGUUGCGGCCAACCAAGCGGAGCUGCAGCGAUCCAAGUUUACGGAGGACAGCCAAAACGGAAAGCGAAUGAUGAGUCGCCUGCGUGUCUUAGAGAAGGAGAACGCUGAGUUGGCUAGGCAGAAGGAGAGUGGACGACCUGCCAAAAUUGCCAAUCUCAUCAGCCUGCGUCGACGCUUCAUAGAACAGAUUAGGAUGGAGAGUGCUCGCACGGAGAAGCUGAUCGAUGAGGCCGAAUCGGAGGUGGAGGUGUUUACCAGCACUCUUCUGAUGUUGCAACAGCAACUUUCCAUCGCUCAUGCAACUAUUGAAGUUUUGGCAGUCGGUCUUGCUGCCGCCCCCGGCUCUGCUUCUCCCUCCGCUUCCACACCAGCGAAGCGUUGCAUUGCUCUUCUUCAAGCUGCUCAAUGGCCGCUACCCUCCGUUCUCGAAUCGGGGGAUGUGACAAACACAAAUCCCAUCGAGCUUUCUACUAUUGCCUCGCCACCUCCCUCCCACUCCGAUUCUCUCUCCCUCACCACAACAACUGUGGAUGCCUCUCCGGUGACCAAGGAGUUGACUUGA